GAUCAUCUGAAGAUACUCGAAUCAUGAGGCCAACGCUGAAUAAGUCAAAAGGCAUAGUCAAGAUUCGUAUCCCUCUCCCAAACGGUUCUUCACAAGAUGUCGCAAACGCAGAUCAGUUUACAAAGAGAAGAGAGAGGUUUGGUUCAUUUGUCUCAUAAACAUGGUGUUCUUCUUCAAACCCUCCAGAGCAAAUCUUGGACCACGAGGCUACUGGGAGUGGUACCAGGAUGGGAAAAAAUUGCAGCUCUUUAAUGCAAUAAAUGGUCAGCCCCAGACUUGUAAAAGGAUUGCCCAACUUUACGCUGCAGCAGCCAGACACAAGAACAUAGCAGAGACUUUAAUAAGGCGCAGUAAACGAUCCGCGGCUCUUGCUCUAACUGAACAGGCGAGGGCCAUAAAAUCUUCUGCAGAUAUUGCUCUACCUCCUAAGAAACUUACAAGGAGUGAGUUCUGGGCAGCAGUCGUGCAAGCUCCUGCAGAUAUCAGCACACCAUCUGAGAAUCAUCCAGGGAGGGAAUCAGCGACAUCCACAUAAAAUUCUACAAACCCAAUUCCUCCUCAAACCCGUGCAAGGAAGGAUUUUUGGGCCGUUUGUUCGAACUAAGGUAGAACAUGGUCACUUGCUGCGUAUGGAUUUCAGAUUCGGUGUUUGAGUGAAGAGAUGGUCAUCAUGGGAUGUUCAGUAUCGAAUUCACGAGUCGCUGCGUGGGGCGUGUGUUUGGAUAGCUUAGUUAAUUGGUAUGAGUAAUAAGUACGGGAGUUUCAUUUUGGAGGUCCAGCGGGGUUCUGAUUGAUAUUCUGAAUUCUGCUUGCGAUGAGAGGGGUGAACUUGGGUCAGAAUACUGUUAAAGCAUUAUCGUGUAUCAUGCGCAGGAUUCUUAAUAUUUCUUGAAAAGACAUCGCGUUGCGGGGAAGUCCUUUCAGAGGGGUAGCGAACCUAUAUUAGACAGCGGUUGAUGGAAUUGCUUUCGGCGAUUUAAACCUGGAUUUUUUUAUCUUUGAAUAAAAGAGCA
Molecule: messenger RNA, 1013 nt
Organism: Botrytis cinerea B05.10
Lineage: Eukaryota; Fungi; Ascomycota; Leotiomycetes; Helotiales; Sclerotiniaceae
Exons: 2
Coding region: 161-535 (124 amino acids)
Source: RefSeq, a predicted model, not a curated record